Molecule: messenger RNA, 633 nt
Organism: Adineta steineri
Lineage: Eukaryota; Metazoa; Rotifera; Eurotatoria; Adinetida; Adinetidae
Source: the annotation of a GenBank genome assembly
AUGGCUGAACGAAAACUUUUCGAUAUUGUCAAACGUGUACCUAUUGCUGGUUUUGGAUAUGGUGCGAUUCGUGGUGCUACUUUUGCAUUAGCAGGUGACAAAGAUGAAGCGAAAUAUUCAUGGGAAAUGGACGUUGCAGAUUUAAAUCCACUACGUAUGCCUCGAAACAUGAUCAAUGGUUUCAUUGGUUCGCUACACGAUUUAGAUAAUGGUAUUUGGAUUGGUAGACGAAGUCUUAGUGAUCAACCAUUUAGUUUGACGUUUGUGCCCGGUUCUGAUGUAUAUCAUUGGUGUAUUCAGAUUGAUGGAAUUAUCUAUGAAUUAGGUGGGUCAAAACAGCGGAUCGAAAUUAGUAUCAUAUCGGAACACAAUAAUCCAACAAAAUACAAAAGCCACUGUAAACGAUUUUCAUGGACAAAGUUAGAGCCAGGAAGAUCAUCAUCUGUCAGCGAUGAAACAUUACGAGAUUAUGCAAAAGCAUUUGAAAAAUAUACCUAUCUAGCCGUAUUACCAAGUGGCAAUAAAAUUAAUUGUCAAACUUUCGUCUCGGAUAUGUUUGCCAAAGCUGCUGGUAUGACACAAAUCAAAGCGCGAGGUGCCAUCCUAGCUCUCAUACCAAAUAUAUUAUUUUGA